ACAAAAUGAUCACGAUGGGCUUUGUAUAAGCAAAACACACGUCCUUCAAUAGGCAUCCGUCCCACUUUCUCCUCAAUUUUCUCUUACUUUCUCACUCGAGGAAAUCCCACCAUGGCAGAAUGGAACCAUCUACCAAAAGACCUCAUGGAACUAAUUUCCAAACGCCUAGACACCUCCACAGACCUCCUCCGUUUCCGUUCCGUCUGCAAUUCAUGGCGAUCCUCAAUCCCCCCUGAACCUCCCUGUUUAUCUUCAAACACCUUCAAGAUCCUCCCUAGCGACGGUAUCUCCCACACCUCUUUUGGGUUUUCUCUGUUCAAGCGAACUGUGUUCCUUGUUGGGCUACCGAAUUCCCUUAACCAAACAGACACACAAGGCUGGCUUAUCAAAAUCGAAGAAGAUGUGCCUGGUAAGAAACACUUGUUUGAUCCUUUAUCGAGGUGCAGGUCAACGUCUUUGCCUAAUAAUCUUCCUCGUGUUCUAGAUUUAAUGAAUCUAAGAAUUCGUGAAUUGGGUCAUGAAUAUGUUUUGCAUCAUGUUAAUUAUAAGCCGAAUUCGUCUCGUUUUACUGAUUCCGGUAAUUUAUAUAUGGAGAAAGUUGUGAUGACUUGGUUAAAUUCCAAAACCGAGUUUGUAUUGUUAACUAUUCAUGCUUCUGGAAAAUUGGCCAUCUUUAAGAGUGGGGAUAAGAGAUGGACUAUUAUUAAUGAAAUGGCAUCGCCUUUUGAUGAUGUUAUUGUUUAUAAAGGGAGGUUUUAUGCUGUAGAUAAUAUGGGGUGGACUGUGGUAGUUGCAAUGGAUACGAAUUUGGGUUUAGUUGGGAGUCCGAUUUUUGGUGGGGAUAAGAAGUAUUUGGUUGAGUCGAAGGGAGAUUUGUUGUUGGUUGAUAUGUAUUUGAGUAUUGAUUCUGAUGAAGGGUUUAGUAUCAGUUAUGUUCUGCAGGAUAUUGUUCGGUAUAUGGGUGAGAGGACGGUUUGGUUUAAGAUUUUUAAGUUGAAUGAAGAAGGGAAAUGUUGGAUUGAGGUGAAUGAUUUGGAAGAUCGCGUGUUGUUUCUAGGUGAUGAUUUGACGUUUUCUGCAUCGGCUUCUGAGCUUUCUGGGUGUAAAGGGAAUUGUAUCUUUUUCAAUGAUGAUUUCUUUUAUUCGAGGGGGGAAGGAGAUGAUGGAUCAUCGUUUGGUCGUGAUAUAGGUGUGUUUGAAUUGGAGAGUGGUUGUAUGGGACCUUUAAGAAAUUUUCCUGAUUAUUCCAAGAUGUUCUGGCCACCUCCUGAUUGGGUUGCUUCAACCUCAUUGGAAGUGCAGAAUCAAAAUCAACUGGAAGAUCUGUCUAUAGCAAAGUGAAGAGUAGGUUUCCUAUUUCAUGACUGCCCUGGUAAAUAUUUGCAGAGCUGGCUGCUCGUAGACUGUCCAUUAAUGUAGUUACUGAUGACUUUUUAAGGCUGUCCUUCAUGCGGUGAUAAAUCAAGUGCUGUAGUGAUCAGCUGGAAUUUCCUGUGAUUUUGUUAGGAGUUUAAUCAGUGAACGUCUUCCAUUUUAUCUGUGAAUUUCAAAAAAGUUCAAGAGGCAUGAGCCUUCCAUCUCAUAUUGGUCGAGAGCCUGGCAGCAGUUGUUCAGUCGAGUAAGCGGGUGAAAUCUCAUAACCACCCACUGUGGAAACUUAUUGCUUUGAUAGCAAGAAUCAAAUGACUCUGGAUUCAGAAAUAAACUUAAUUCCAUGCUAAUCAGUUGUAUUGACUCCUCACUUUUUUGGUUCUUUUAACUGAUACUAAACAAGUUAGAUCCACUGAGUUUGGAUUUUCUACAUACACGGAUUCAAGUAUUGCCUCGUUACGCCAUUAAAUAUGUUUAGACAUUUCCAU
Molecule: messenger RNA, 1859 nt
Organism: Populus euphratica (Euphrates poplar)
Lineage: Eukaryota; Viridiplantae; Streptophyta; Magnoliopsida; Malpighiales; Salicaceae
Product: F-box protein SKIP23-like
Exons: 2
Coding region: 112-1341 (409 amino acids)
Molecular function (GO): protein binding
Source: RefSeq, a predicted model, not a curated record